AUGUCCCUCAUCACCGAUGACCCCGACCGCGCCCCGAGGGACUGCACGGCGGCUAGGCGCCACCACUCCGGCAGGCGCCGGCGCCGGCUGCUGAUCGCGACGGCGUCAGCGGUGGCGUUGCUGCUGGCCCUGGCCAUCAUGCUCUGGCUCACCCUCCGCCCUUCCAGCCCGCGGUUCAGGCUGUUGACCGCCACCACCACCACCAACGCCACGGGGGGCAUGGGCACGGUGCUGCUCGACGCGUCCCUCGUCGUCCACAACCCCAACGCGCACGCCCUCGCGCUCUACGACGGCCUCCGGGCGCGAGCGUCCUACACGGGACUCCAGCUCGCCACCGCUGCGCCGAUCCCGCCGUUCCAGCAGGCCCAGGGCGACGUUGUGCUCUCCGCCGCGCUCUCCUCGUCGUCCUCGGCGGCGGAGGAAACGACGGCGGGCGGGCGGUCGCCGGCGCUGCUGACGCUGCGCCUGGAGGGGCGGCUCCGGUGGAAGGUGGCCGUCUGGGUGUCCGGCAGCCGCAUCCUCGCUGCCGAGUGUGUCGCCGCUGCGGUCUCGCCGUCUCAGCUCAGGGCCGUCGUCGUGCAGGACUGCCAGUGCGCCACCACCAUCGAAUGA
This is a messenger RNA of Aegilops tauschii subsp. strangulata, 612 nucleotides long. Its product is annotated as NDR1/HIN1-like protein 26. The record is from RefSeq and is a predicted model, not a curated record. Gene Ontology annotation, cellular component: plasmodesma; plasma membrane. Lineage: Eukaryota; Viridiplantae; Streptophyta; Magnoliopsida; Poales; Poaceae. Gene Ontology annotation, biological process: defense response to other organism.